Microdochium trichocladiopsis is the source of this 1444-nucleotide messenger RNA. RefSeq names its product HD domain-containing protein. The transcript is spliced from 3 exons. Gene Ontology annotation, molecular function: 5'-deoxynucleotidase activity. The record is from RefSeq and is a predicted model, not a curated record. Bases 357 to 1145 code for a protein of 262 amino acids. Gene Ontology annotation, cellular component: cytoplasm. NCBI's taxonomy places the organism in Eukaryota, Fungi, Ascomycota, Sordariomycetes, Xylariales, Microdochiaceae.
GGGCAGAGGUCGCUUUUCCUGCUCGACGUAUAUAUGGCCGUGCUGGUCUGGCUCACUGGCGCCCAGAGUUGCAUUUCAUCCUACACGUGCCUUUAUAUUUUUGGAACUUUGGGUGCGCGCGGUCACUUGCCGCGACUAGCCACAUCUUAGCGCAUUGAGCUAGUCAAGCCUUUUGUUUUGGUUCCUGUUCCAUCCACAGCGGCAAACACACAUACCCCACCAUCCAUACAUCAUAUCCUGCUCGCUCUCGCGACGUCCGCCACUCCUUUCAGACUUGUCGCAAACUUGGUCGAGGCAGCCUAUUCAUUUGCAUCUUCGCGCGACUCGUCGGUGUUUCGUUCCAUUCCUCAGCAGUCAUGACGCAAGAGAACGGCUCAAGAGAUCCCGGCCUUGUGCCGAUGCCUCAGGUCGAGGGUCACUGGACCGUCGAGAAGGUUCUCGACGCUCUCGAACCUGGCGCGGCACCCGCACAGGGUUCUUCCUCGCCCCUCCCAUUCAUCCACAUUCUCGAGCGCCUCAAGACGACGAAACGUGAGGGUUGGCGGCGGUUUGGUAUCGACAGAGGCGAGUCUAUUGCCGACCACAUGUAUCGCAUGUCUCUCAUGACGUUCCUGUGCCCGCCGGCGCUCGCGCCCAAGCUCGACCUCAACAAGUGCAUGAAGAUGUGCCUCGUGCACGACAUGGCGGAGGCGCUGGUCGGCGACAUCACGCCCGUCGACGGCGUCCCGAAGCCCGAGAAGAACCGCCGCGAGGCCGAGACGAUGGACUACAUCUGCACGGGCCUGCUGGGCAAGCUGCACGGCGGGCUCGCGGGCGCCGAGAUCCGCGCCAUCUGGCAGGAGUACGAGGACUCCAAGACCAUCGACAGCCACUUUGUGCACGACCUCGACAAGAUGGAGCUGCUGUGCCAGAUGGUCGAGUACGAGAAGCGGGGCGGGGACCGGAGCCUCGAUCUCGGCGAGUUUGCGUACGUCGCGACAAAGAUGGCCCUGCCAGAGACCAGGGAGUGGGCGCAGGAGAUCCUCAAGGAGAGAGACGACUUUUGGGCGGGCAAGAAGCAUGUUCAAGGCCAGGACGGCCUUGAUGGCGGCGUCAAGGAGGUUCACUUGACACAGCAGGAGGCGUACUACAACCGGGAGCAGUAGAAGUGUGAGCGACGGGAAUGCUGACCCUCCAUACGGGGCAUCAAGUAGAGUAUCGCCAUGGAAGGAAGCUUGGCAGACAUGCAAGCCGUGGAGAGAUGGGCGCGUUGAAGUGUAAAGGACUGUUUGCACUGGGCGCGGAUAGACACAAGGCGCCACGGAUAAGGACCCGCAUUGCUUUACGAAUUAAUGACUAGCUAGAUGUGUUAAUCAAAAAGACCAAAGCAUAAUUACAACCAGAUCACCUCUACCGUCAUGAUACGCAAAUCUCCCAAGGGCCGCCUUCUAGAAAGCAUGCGCUG